AUGUCCCCCAACGCGCCCGAACUCAUCAAGACCGAACAAACCUUGAUCUCCAAGAUCUUCCGCAGAAAGUCGGCCGCUACCACCAAAGUCGAGCUCCUCUCCGAUGCCGCCUCGAUGAUAUCCACGGCACCGCUGGUCAAACCGGAUGGUCACGGCCAACCGGACCCGAUGAGGACGACGUCGAACGAGGAGCAGACGGCUUUCAACAGCCUGAUGGACAAGGCCAAGACGAUGAGCCCCGAAGAGUUCAAGGCGUAUCUGUGCCGGCACAAGGAAGACGUCGAGGCCAUGUACCGCAGACAGGGCGGUGGCAUCACGGGCGGUGACUGGAUUUAUCGCGAUCCCACAGAUCUCAGCAGCGCAUGUCGCUAUUGUAUUUUGGCCUUGAUGCGCUCCGACGACGAGCCCUUGGUGGGAUUGAACCGCACCUUGAAACAAGGCGGUACCCUCGGAGAUAUCUCAGCCUCGUGCAAGUGGAAAGCAUUGUUGCGAAGGAUUGUGUCGCCCUUACAGCACGAGAUACACGGUCUAGAGUAG
Messenger RNA from Fonsecaea erecta, 537 nucleotides. RefSeq lists its product as hypothetical. Lineage: Eukaryota; Fungi; Ascomycota; Eurotiomycetes; Chaetothyriales; Herpotrichiellaceae. The record is from RefSeq and is a predicted model, not a curated record. The transcript has 2 exons. The coding region runs from base 1 to 537 and encodes 178 amino acids.